Molecule: messenger RNA, 1112 nt
Organism: Nerophis ophidion (straightnose pipefish)
Lineage: Eukaryota; Metazoa; Chordata; Actinopteri; Syngnathiformes; Syngnathidae
Gene: snap29
Product: synaptosome associated protein 29
Exons: 6
Coding region: 19-861 (280 amino acids)
Biological process (GO): synaptic vesicle fusion to presynaptic active zone membrane; synaptic vesicle priming; exocytosis
Cellular component (GO): plasma membrane; SNARE complex
Molecular function (GO): syntaxin binding; SNAP receptor activity
Source: RefSeq, a predicted model, not a curated record
CGGCGUGGGUUUUGCGUGAUGACGUCACACGACAAGGCAGGAAGUGUUGAGUCGCUGUCAAGUCAGCUGACUGAGCAGCAGCAGUUAACUCCCGCAGCUCGUCGGUUAAAGAUGGCCUACCCGAAUUCGCACAACCCAUUUGAAGACGAUGACGACGAAGAAGACUUCAAUUCUCCCGGUAUGAGUGAAGAGGAGAGGAGACAGCGAUACCUCCAGCGGGAAGUGAUGCGUACAGCUCAAUCUGCCGUAGAUAGCAGCUACCGCUCUGUUGGCCUGAUCUAUGAAUCCGAGAAGAUGGGUGUGGAAACAGCAGAGGAACUGAUGCGUCAAGGAGAAGUUCUAAAAAGAACGGACAAAAUGUUGGACAACAUGGAGCAGGACCUGAAGACUAGCCAGAAGCACAUCAACAGUAUCAAGAGUGUUUGGGGGGGACUGGUCAGUUACUUCAAGGGAAAACCUGAGACUAAACCCCCACUGGAAAAGCCUAAGUCCUAUGAGGCCAAUGACAGAUUACAGAGUGCAUUGGCCACUAGUAAAGAGCAGGAAGACAAAUACCAAGCAAGUCAUCCCAACCUAAGAAAGUUGGAGACAGAAGGGUUUGGAGCCACAGCAUCAGAAAACGGAGGCUCAUCCAGACAGAAUGGACAUAAUCAGAACAAACACCUUCGGGAAGCACACCAGACGUUGGACAGAAACUUAGAUGAAAUGGCAGGUGGUUUGAGUAGGCUGAAGAAUCUUGGAUUGGGUCUCCAGUCUGAGAUUGACAGCCAGGACGAUUCCAUUGAUUCUUUGAUGAACAAGGUGGACAAGAUGGACAUGAAGAUCAACAACACAAACCAGCAGAUUAAGAAGCUCAAGUAGAACAAACUUCUUGGAGGUCUCACGGUGAUCUAAUGAGUAGUCAUCUCACUAACCUAUUCUUGAAUCUUUUUAAAAAUGUUAUAUUCCUUUUAAAAUGUGUUCGCUUUUCACCACUUGCACCUGUAUUUCUUGGCACCAUAUUUGACCCAAUGUUUCUCUUCUAUAAUACAUUGUGAGACCAACAUGUGUACAAAAGCACAUUGCCUUACUGCUUUGUACAUAGGUUUUAUAAAGCAUUUUGAGUCUCAAAA